AGACCCUCCCUAAGAUCUUACUAGCCAGUUUUUGCUUCAUUUUCCCAUAGAGCACAGAGGUGAGCACAAGUCUGUGUUAAUGUCUGAGUGCACCAGGAGAACAACAGGUAACUGAAAGUUGACAAACAAGUUUGUCAAGUGUGACACAGCAAGGAGGAAGCCAUUUGUGAGGAUGGAAUGAACACACCUGGUAUUCAAGCACACGUUAGGAUUUUGCAAUGGGAGUGAAGGAUCUAGGGCUUGUCUGAGUUUUAUUUCUGUAAAGGAAGAAAGAAGGGGACGAGAACGGUGCAGAAAGCUUUAAAAAGUCACAUCUGUUAACAGGCAUCAUGGAUACAGACUGUGAUACCACCUUUGAAGAGGAUUCACAGAUGCCAAAUGAUGAGGUUGUUCCAUACAGUGAUGAUGAAACAGAUGACGAACUGGAUAGCCCAGAUUCUGUGGAACCAGAACAAAACCGAAUAAACAAGGAAGCAGAACAGAGCCGUGAACCAAUAAGGAAAGAUUGUAACUGGAAAGUGAAAGCAAAUGAUGCAAACUUCUACAAAUUGCCAGAAUUCCAGAAGAAGACCUUCCUUUGCUUCAAAAAAAGCAAAUACGCACAAAAUGAAAUCAAGACUUCCAAAUACAACCCGAUUACUUUUUUACCUUUAAACUUGUUUGAACAAUUCAAGAGGGCAGCCAAUUUUUACUUUCUGAUUUUACUUAUCCUCCAGGCUAUUCCUCAAAUAUCCACAGUCUCAUGGUCAACAACUUUAAUACCUCUUCUGCUUGUAUUGGGAAUCACUGCAAUAAAAGAUCUUGUGGAUGACAUUUCUCGUCAUAAAAUGGAUAAUGAGAUAAACAAUCGACCGUGUGAAGUUAUAGAAAAUGGAAGGUUUAAGAAAAAAAAAUGGAAAGAUAUUCAUGUUGGGGAUAUCAUACGAAUUAAAAAGAAUGAAUUUAUUCCAGCAGAUGUACUAUUGCUGUCUAGCUCAGAUCCAAAUAGCCUUUGCUAUGUUGAAACAGCUGAACUUGACGGUGAAACCAACUUAAAAUUCAGAAUGUCACUUGAAGUGACUGAUAGGUUUCUCCAAGAUGAGAAAGCACUGGCUGAAUUUGAUGGACUGGUCGAUUGUGAAGAACCAAAUAAUCGCCUGGACAAGUUUGUUGGAACUUUAUACUGGAAAAACAUGAGCUACAGUCUUGAUGUUGAUAAAAUUUUGCUUCGUGGCUGCAUGAUCCGGAACACUUGCUUCUGUCAUGGGCUUGUUUUAUUUGCAGGUGCUGACACAAAAAUUAUGCGAAACAGUGGGAAAACCAAAUUAAAAAGAACAAAAAUAGACUAUCUAAUGAACUACAUGGUGUACACGAUAUUUGUUCUGUUGAUUCUUUCCUCUGCGGGACUUGCCAUUGGGCAGACCUAUUGGGAACAGCAGUAUGGACAAACCAAUGUGUCUUGGUAUCUAGAUGAUGGAAAUACUUAUUCACCAUCCUAUCGUGGCUUUCUGGCAUUUUGGGGUUAUAUAAUUGUUCUCAAUACUAUGGUUCCUAUUUCCCUCUAUGUAAGUGUUGAAGUAAUCCGUUUAGGGCAAAGUUAUUUUAUCAACUGGGACUUACAGAUGUAUUACCCUGAGAAAGAUACAGCAGCUAAGGCCAGGACCACAACACUUAAUGAGCAGCUUGGCCAAAUCCAGUACAUCUUCUCUGACAAGACUGGAACCCUAACACAGAAUAUAAUGACUUUUAAGAAGUGCACCAUAAAUGAGGAGACUUAUGGUGAGCCAAGACAAACGGCUGGGAUGAAGUCUGGCCAAAGUGAGUGUGUAGACUUCAGCUGGAAUAUUUUAGCUGACCCAAAGUUUACGUUUAACGACAACUACUUGAUAGAACAGAUCCGAUCUGGAAAGGAUUCUGAUGUUGGUCUGUUUUUUAAGCUUCUGGCCCUGUGCCACACUGUAAUGGUGGAGAAGUCGGAGGGCGGGGAGCUGGUCUAUCAAGCUGCAUCUCCAGAUGAAGGUGCCCUGGUAACAGCAGCCAGGAACUUUGGUUAUGUUUAUCUUACAAGAACCCAGAACACAAUUACAAUAAGUGCGAUGGGGGUAGAAGAAACCUAUGAUGUCCUUGCGAUCCUAGACUUUAACAGUGAUAGAAAGCGAAUGUCUAUAAUUGUGCGAGAGCCAGAUGGUAACCUCCGACUUUACUGCUAAGGCGCUGAUACAGUUAUAUAUGAGCGUUUGCACCAAGAUAACCCAAUCAAAGAACACACUCAGGAAGCACUGGAUAUUUUUGCCAACGAAACCCUACGGACGCUAUGCCUUUGCUACAAGGAUAUAAGUCAGGAAGAGUAUUAUUUAUGGGCCAAGAAAUAUAAUGCAGCAAGUGUUGCUAUGACCGACCGAGAUGAAGCUCUGGAUAAAGUAUAUGAAGAAAUUGAAAAAGACUUGAUGCUUUUGGGAGCCACAGCUAUUGAAGACAAGUUACAAGAUGGUGUGCCCCAAACAAUUGCCAAACUUGCUAAGGCAGAUAUCAAGAUUUGGGUCCUUACUGGUGAUAAAAAAGGUUUACAGGCAGAAAACAUUGGCUUUGCUUGUGAACUAUUAACUGAAGAAACGGACAUUUGCUAUGGGGAAGAUAUAAAUGCCCUAAUACAGACAAGAAUGGAAAAUCAGAGAAAUCAGCCAGGAAGGGUUCCAGAAGUGCUCCACAAUGAAUCUGGCAAGAAACGUGCUCUCAUUAUAACUGGUUCCUGGCUGAAUGAAAUCCUCUUGGAAAAAAAGAUACGAAAAGAAGAAGCGAUUAAAGCUUAAAUUUUCCCAAGACCCAAGAAGAGAAGCAACUGAACCUGCAAGAGAAAAGAAAAA
Messenger RNA from Bombina bombina (fire-bellied toad), 2843 nucleotides. Its product is annotated as phospholipid-transporting ATPase IC-like. Gene Ontology annotation, biological process: phospholipid translocation; Golgi organization. The record is from RefSeq and is a predicted model, not a curated record. Gene Ontology annotation, molecular function: ATP hydrolysis activity; magnesium ion binding; ATPase-coupled intramembrane lipid carrier activity. Gene Ontology annotation, cellular component: plasma membrane. NCBI's taxonomy places the organism in Eukaryota, Metazoa, Chordata, Amphibia, Anura, Bombinatoridae.